Amphimedon queenslandica is the source of this 1263-nucleotide messenger RNA. RefSeq lists its product as uncharacterized. Lineage: Eukaryota; Metazoa; Porifera; Demospongiae; Haplosclerida; Niphatidae. Gene Ontology annotation, cellular component: nucleus; histone methyltransferase complex. Bases 16 to 1263 code for a protein of 415 amino acids. Gene Ontology annotation, biological process: positive regulation of DNA-templated transcription. The record is from RefSeq and is a predicted model, not a curated record. Gene Ontology annotation, molecular function: histone H3K4 methyltransferase activity. The transcript is spliced from 7 exons.
UCAAACUACCACUUCAUGUGUGCCAGGAAGAAGGAUUGUAGGUUCUUAAGUAAUAAAGAAGUCUAUUGCCAGCAGCACUCCUCUCUACCUGUUACCAGUGACACUGUUAAAGAUGAGGACAUGAGAGUUGACAGGUGUAUCAUUAUACACACUGAUAAUGACAGACCUGGGAGGAAGUUCACUAAAUCAUUUCCACCACAAAACAUUCAACUGAGAAUAGGAUCAUUAUUAAUACGUUCCGCUGGGUCCCUCUCUCCUCUCUCUGAUACAAUAUGUCCGUCACUUCUCAUCCCUCACAGUUUCUCCUCCUCCUCUCUCUUCUGGAGCCUGACCACGCCCACCCAAUGGAUCACCUACACUCUCACAGUAUCAGCCGAUCUUCCUAAGGAAGAGCCCCUCCCUCUAACCACACCUACCCCUGAAACCCCGCCCACUUCUCCAGGUGAUUUAAGAUGGCCAUGUGUCAGCACUCAAGUUAGUAGUGAUCCUGAUAGUGAGGGGGUGUGGUCAGCAGUGUCCUCUAAAAGUCAAAUAUUAUCAAGUCCGUCUCUAAUUAAUAAUAAUGUAACGGAUAAGUCUAAUCCUGAGAUUGCUUUGAGGAUAUUUCGUAUUCCAAAGAAGACUCGUUCCUCUUCCUCCUCUCCCCCUCCUACCCUCGCCAUUGGACUAACCAUCACCGCCCCCUCACCAGUAACCAGUGUCCAUUGUCCACAGUCACACAGAGAGGAGGAGACCAUUAGACCAGUGUUACCGUUAGACUCACCCGCUCUCAAUCAGUGGGAGACGGGGUUACCUCCUCAUAGUGUGAACAGUGUCCAGUAUGAGCUCAGCAAUGAGGAGGGGCAGUCAUGGAAGGGCCCUGAUCUUAAAGUAUUAUGGGAGUCAGUGGUUAGUGAGUUACAAGAUGCCAGACACAAACUAGACCUUCCCUUUGUCCCCUUCUUCCCUGAUAAUGUCUACAGUCAGUUUGGGCUCUCCAAUCAUCUCGUCCUCCAGCUCCUGGAGCAGUUACCUGAUCAUGAGAAAUGCUCCAGACACAAUUUCAUUUAUUACCAACCGGAGAAGGUGUCAAACUGGCAACAGAAGAGGGUGAUUGUUAAUAGAACUGGCUGUGCUAGAAGUGAAGGUUAUAAUGGUAUAAGGUCGGAGUCAGACAUGUUUAGUUUCCUAAUGUCCCAAUGGAGGCCUGAUCCUCCUAAACCAGAUCCAGAGAAGCUAAAAUCCCUUGUAAAUGCGGCUCCGCCCGUUGUAGAAAAACUCUAA